Actinia tenebrosa (Australian red waratah sea anemone) is the source of this 3466-nucleotide messenger RNA. Its product is annotated as long-chain-fatty-acid--CoA ligase 1. Lineage: Eukaryota; Metazoa; Cnidaria; Anthozoa; Actiniaria; Actiniidae. Gene Ontology annotation, molecular function: long-chain fatty acid-CoA ligase activity. Gene Ontology annotation, cellular component: membrane; endoplasmic reticulum. Gene Ontology annotation, biological process: fatty acid metabolic process. The record is from RefSeq and is a predicted model, not a curated record.
AGUGUGACUUAGGAUUUACUGAUGACUUCAUAAUUUCAGCUCAAAGGUCACUUCUGAAAUCUUAGAUAAAAGCCAACACGUUUGACGCGUUUGCUUGCUACCAUUUGCUGUUGUAAUUUCCACUCUAAACAAACAUUGUUUUUUCGUGUGUUUUUAUUCCAAGUUUUAUCCAGAAUCCAGUGAUGUCAGAUAACGCUGCUGAGCAAGCUUUACAGUAUCUCCGUGAUCCUGCAGUCGUGGUUGGUUUAGGAGCUGCUGCUGUUUCUCUUGCUUACAUGGCUACGCGUCCAGAGCCUACUCCAUGUCCUGUGAAUGUUAAACAACAAUCGAUAGAGUUAUCGAACGAUAACUUUGCCCGCAGAAGUGCUUUAACAGCAGAUUUAGUGGAGUAUCUAUUUGAAGACUGUAGAACCACACAUGAAGUAUUCCUAAGAGGGGCCAGCAUUUCAGGGGAUAAACCAUGUCUCGGCCAGCGUUCCUCUCCAGAUGGCCCAUUUGAAUGGCUUUCUUAUGAUGAAGUACUUGAAAGAUCUUCAUGCACAGGGUCUGGGCUUCUAGAGCUUGGUUGUAAAAAUGUGGAGGACGAUAUCACAUACAUUGGAGUGUAUGCGUCUAACAAGAUAGAAUGGGUCCUCGUUGAGCAAGCCUGUGCUAUGUAUUCUAUGGUUAUUAUUCCACUUUACGAUACACUGGGCCCUGAUUCUUGUGUUUAUAUCAUCAAUCAAGCCAAAAUGACAACUGUGGUUUGUGACCCAGUAAAAAUCCCAUUGUUACUUGAAAGAUGUGACAAAUGUCCGACACUAAAGAACAUCGUUAAACUAAAGGGUGAAAUCAAAGAUGAGGAUAGAGAAAAGGCUGAGAAAUGCGGAAUCAAGAUCAUUGAGUAUGAUGAUUUAGAGAAAAUGGGCAAAGAAAACAAACAUGAGAAGAAGCUUCCUGGAGCUAAGGACCUAGCAGUUGUUUGUUAUACAAGUGGAACUACAGGAAAUCCAAAAGGUGCUAUGAUAUCACAUGGUAACAUAAUAUCCAUGUUGUCAGGACUGGUGAUAUUGAUUCAAAAGUGCGGCAUCCAGGUAGACAAUAAUGAUGUGCAUAUAUCUUACCUUCCCUUGGCUCACAUGUAUGAGAGACUUGCACAGCUUUUGUGCUUCAUGUUUGGUGGAAGAGUCGGUUUCUUUGGUGGUAACAUCAGAAAAAUCAUGGAAGACUUACAGGAAUUAAAGCCAACUCUUUUUAUUUCAGUUCCAAGGGUUUUGAACAGGGUUUAUGAUAAGGUAAUCAAGGAAGUGUCUGGAAGCACCGUCAAGAAAUUUAUUUUCAACACUGCUCUGAGCUUCAAGAAAGCUGAGCUGGAAAGGAAUAUUAUCAGAAGAAACAGCAUAUGGGAUUAUCUUGUGUUUAAAAAAAUACAGAAUUCUCUGGGAGGAAGAGUGCGUUUUGUCAUUUCUGGUUCUGCACCAUUACGAGAUGACGUCAUGGUAUUCUUGAGAUGUGCAUUGGGAUGCAUUGUACUUGAAGGCUAUGGACAGACAGAAACCACAGCAGCUUCAACCAUUCAGCUUGUUGGAGACAACACAUUUGGCCAUGUGGGACCUCCAAUGCCAUGUAACAAAAUCAAGUUAGUAGACGUCCCAGAAAUGAACUACUUUGCUAAAGAUGGGAAAGGAGAGAUUUGUUUCUAUGGUUACAACGUGUUUCAAGGAUAUCUUCACGAGCCUGAGAAGACGAAGGAAGCUGUUGAUGAAGAUGGAUGGCUUCAUUCAGGAGAUGUUGGCGAAUGGACCGAGAAUGGAACUCUUAAAAUUAUUGACAGGAAGAAGCAUAUUUUCAAGCUUUCUCAGGGUGAAUACAUCGCUCCUGAGAAGAUCGAGGCUGUGUAUAUGCAGUGUCCAUUGGUGAACCAGGUGUUUGUUUAUGGUAACAGCCACGAGUCCUGUAUUGUAUGCUUAGUGGUACCCGAUGAAGCUCAAAUCAAAAAAUGGGCUGCAAAGAAUGGAUGUGAUGGAGAUGUAGAAAACCUCUGCAAGAAUGAGAAAGUUCGUACUGCCAUAUUUAAUGAGAUGAUUGCAAUGGGAAAGAAAGAGAAACUAUACUCAUUCCAACAGGUCAAAGCAAUUUAUCUUCACCCCGAUCCCUUCUCGGUAGAUAAUGGCCUCCUUACACCAACCUUGAAGUUCAAGCGUCCAGAUAUAACAAAACACUUCAAGGACACCUUUGAAGAGAUGUACAGAAAACUACAGGAUUAGUGUGCUUUAAGCCGCUGAUAUAUACUGAGCUAUUCAAAAAAAAUGUUGGUGAAGGAUUUGUUGCAUUUUGCAUACCAACCCCGAAAUGCUUUAUAGGCGAUGUGAAUGCAAACAGUGAAAGGUCCAAACAAUAUACUUAAUAUGGUAUUUUCACAAAUUUUUUCCGAAUAAAUGAAUAUACGAAAAUUUAAGUUACUUUGUAAAAAAGUAUCCAAACAAUAUACUUAAUAUGAUAUUUCCACAAUUUUUUUCCCGAAUAAAUAAAUGUAUGAAAACUUAAGUUACGUGGCAAAAAAGUAUCUAAUAGAGGGAACAUUACUCUACACUGCACGUUUUUCCGGCAAAGUUUUAUAUCUGCAGGCAUUAUUUACUUAUGCUGCACGAUACUUUUCAAGCUUGUAAGCAUGCAACCAAAACCUUCACCAAUCUUUUUUUUUAAAUAGCUGUAUCGUUUGUCUGUUGGACAGUUUUUGUAACCACUAAAUAUUAUAACUAAAAGUAUAUGAUUGUUCGAAAAUGGUUCACCUAAGAAUAAAACAUCUGAAGAAAUUCUUAAAAAUAACUUAUAAUUAGAUGGGGAAAAGCUUGUAGCUAUCUUGAAGAUAUAUAUCGGGUUUAUUGUUGUUGUUUGUUUUUUUUUUUUUUUUUUUUUCAUUUUUUUUUUUUUUUUUGCAUGUUUAUGUGCUCGCGGCCAUGUUAAAUAUAAUCCCCUUACUCAGGAAUUAUCCACACGUAAAACCAUGCCAGGAAAUUGUGCAGCUGUUUUUAAUAAAGGGAAUUUAUUUCCCCGAAGAACAUGGCGAGAAAUGAUCAAGUGAUCUGUUACCGAGUUAUGGCGAUUUAAACAGAGUAACUCAUAGGGAUGCGCACACUAACGAUUCAGAAAAGAACGGACAUUUACCGGGAAAAACCGGAAAUUCCGAUUGGGAAAACGAAUGGUAUGUGUCGUUGCCAUCGGAAAGUUCCGGAAAAACAGUCUUCCGAUUGAAGUAAUCAAAUUUUCCCGCUCUUUUCGAUCCUUUUGGUAGAAGCGUGUGUAGGAAGCUAUCAUUAGCGAAUGAAUUUCCAACCUGUUGGAUUGGUUUAAAUUAUAAGCACCCUAGGUAACGUUAAAGUUAACCCAGAAAGACAACUUUUUUUCUCGUUUACUGGACAUUAAUAUAAAUCUAAGACAUAUUUUAAAGAAAAAUAAAAGAUAUAUACUCAAGUUUGACAAUAAA